AUGAAGUGAGAGCAGGAUUACGCGACGUGGAGAUUCUUAUCAUCGAUGAAAUAUCCAUGGUUUCAAAGGAUCUGUUCACAUACGUAAACUGGAGAUUUCAGCAGAUCAAAGGCAACAAGAAACCUUUUGGAGGAAUAUCUUGCCUCGUCGUAGGGGAUUAUUAUCAACUGCCACCGCUUGGUAAAGCCAAACCGCUCUGUGUGUAUGAAGAGGAUGUGCUGGACUUCUGGAAGGACCAUUUUCAAAUCAUCACACUCACAGAGAUCAUGCGGCAGAAGGAAGACCUCGCUUUCGCUGAACUGUUGAACAGACUACGAGUGAGGCAGAAGACAGAAGCUCUCAGGGAAGAUGAUCGAGCUUUGUUAUUCCAGGCUGUGAAGAAGCCAGAAGACUGUCCAAAUGAUGCUCUACACAUAUUCGCCACUAACAAAGAGGUUGACAAGUACAAUACCGAGAUUGUACAGGCCCUCUUCGCUGACAUCAUAACAAUUGAUGCCGAAGACUACAGGAAAGACCCAAGAACAGGAAGGAUGAAGCGAUUAAACAAACCUGUCACUGGAAAAAAGGACGACUUGCUGGACACAAUGCAAGUUGCAGUGGGAGUUCGUGUUAUGGUAACCAGGAACCUGGAUGUAGAAGAUGGAAUUGUCAAUGGAUGUUUUGGCACGAUUGCAAACAUCGUCACCAAAGCAAAAGAUGGAAUCGACACCGUACAAAUGUUAGGACUUCAACUUGACAAUCCGAACGCCGGUCAGAAACACCGUAAAAAGGUACGAGGUGAAGAAGACGUCUUAGUUUACAUUGAGAGAUCUGAAGAAAGUCUGAGGAAGGGAGCCGUUCGUCGACAGUUUCCCAUUAAGCUAGCUUACGCCUGCACAGCCCACAAAGUUCAAGGCAUGACAAUGCACUCUGCAGUAGUGUCAUUGAAGAAGAUUUUUGAGCCGGGAAUGGCCUACGUUGCCCUCAGCAGAACGACAUCUCUACAAGGAUUACACAUUACGGAUUUCGACGACAAGAAGAUAUAUGCUGAUCCUGAAAUCACAACCUCUUUGCAAAGCAUGAGAAGAGCAAGAGUUGAAGAAAUCAUGCCACUUCUGCAGCACGUGAGGGAAAAUAGGCAGGAACAGACACUCACCAUCAUUCAUCACAACACGGAAGGACUGUCAUCUCACAUGAAGGAUAUCAGAUGCCAUCAUGAGCUACAACUCGCCGAUGUUCUGUGUUUAACAGAAACACACCUGACUGGAUCGUCCACUUCGGAUCUCCAAUUGGAAGGAUACAACUUGUUCACACGCAACAGGCAUGUCUCCUACUCCACACAUCUAGAACUUGGAAGGAAAAAUGGAGGUGGAGUCGCAAUAUAUUGCAAGGAGCACAUUCCAACUCAGCCCAGGCAAUAUAUACAAAAUGUGACUGAUCUGGAGUUUGCUGUGAUCAAAUUGGAUUCCCCAAUAAAAGCAGCAGUCGUAGCUGUGUAUAGGCCACCACAGUACAGUGUUGGAGAUUUCUUGACCAACCUGAACAGUAUGCUGGAUUACCUGGACCUCACACACAACGAUCUCGUCAUCAUCUGUGGAGAUUUCAACGAGGACCUCCUACACCCUGGAAAAAAACCUAUUCUAGAGUUUUUUCAAUCUCGAGGAUACACGCAACUGAUUACAUCAGCGACAACGGAAAAGCACACACUACUUGACAACAUCUACGUUUCAAAUCCGGACUUCUGCCGUCAAUCGGGCGUGUUACAGACCUACCACAGUUACCACAAUCCUGUGUACUGUGUAUUGCGUUUUUUUCCAUAGGUGAAUUGCCCGCUAUACCAGGUCACUGGGGCCACUGAAUCAGCAUUAACGACAACAGUGGGGCAACACCAGCCUUAGUUCCCCAGUGGCUUCUGUAUGAGUGGUGUCUUGGCCUUAAGCCAUACUGAACUGAGGUUCCAUUUAACCUCCUCCAUCGACGACCGUGACGUUGCGGUUAUAUUGUGUUGUUCGUGGUAAUAUGAAGGUGUUGUGUCCCUGAGUUAACUAGAGUACAGCAGCAGGAAGGACGAAGGAGUAGUUUGGCAGCUCCAGGCAGGACAGGAAGUGAAGGCAGCAGAAUACAGAACGCAGUCAGGAUUAGUGUAAUAACUCCAGGGAAGACACAGACAGUGAGAGCAACAGCAGCAGUGCAGGAAGAUUUUGGAGACCAUAGCAGUCCUCUGCAACACUGGAUAUGAGUAUGCAAUAUACCAUCUAAAGGAACCGGCGAGUCAGGAUUUCUGAGAAGAUCAAGUGUGCUGCUCCACUGAUGAUGAUGAGCUGGAUACCAGCUUAUGGGCUAAUUUCUUUCAUUCAUUGCCAGAGGACGGGACCAGAUGUGUUUGGAGUUGAAGACAAUGCUGAAGACCAAAGAAGAAACGGAAGAAGCACAUUAAAGCACUGAGGGUGUCCAGCCUGUUUGCCAUGUCAGAUCCAGCGGCUAGAUGGCGGGAGAUGCUUCAUUAUACCCCUGAAUGCCUUUAAUUAUUAGUUGAUAGAUUAAUUAAUUUUAAUAUAUAUUUUUAAAUUAUCCUAUUAUAUUAAAUAAUUGGUCUCAGUUAACUAUUUCAUAUAUUAGCUCGAAUAAUAAUGUUUUUAUAAUGUGUACGCCAUGCCCGAGGAGGAUGGGUUCCCCCUGAUGAGUCUGGUUCCUCUCAAGGUUUUUUAUCUCCUUAAGAGUUUUUUCCUUGCCACCGUCGCCACUGGCUUGCUCACUGGGGGUGUUGUGUCAAAUCCUGUGUCCCUCUCGCGUCCCUGCCGACCAGGGUUUCCAAAAACAACAGUUUGCGACUCAGUUCAUAUUUUUUUAUUGAAUCAUAGAAAUUUAAACAAAUAAAAGUGAAAUCAUGUUAUGGCUUAGUCACUUACGGUAAAGCAGUAAGCCCUGUGAUGCUGUGAUUAACAGUGCUUUCAGAACUGCUAAGGGGUGUUGUUGUUUUCUGAAAUCACAGGGCUUAUGUAUGGCCUUAUGCCCUUUAUAAACACUUGUGCAGUAAUAGACACAAUCAUGGAUGGUAAUUGAGUAUUUUACAAUGGCUUUAAAUGCAACAUGCACAAGGUUCACUUUAUUAAUACAAUAAUUCAAACACUUUCAUCACCAUUCUGCCAAAAUAGAAACUUGAUUGUAAAUUUUUUAUUAUUGCAACAUUAAGAUAUUUGUUUUUUACUUUCAUAAUUUUAUAAGUUUAAUAUGAAGUUAAAAUAAUAUUUAUACGUGAGCUAGUAUGACAUUUAUAGGGUGGGAUUUGGCACAACAGGCGUUUUCUAAAACUUUUAAUAAACAUUUUGGUUGAAUUGG
Messenger RNA from Carassius auratus (goldfish), 3318 nucleotides. RefSeq names its product ATP-dependent DNA helicase PIF1-like. The coding region runs from base 57 to 1799 and encodes 580 amino acids. The record is from RefSeq and is a predicted model, not a curated record. The transcript has 5 exons. NCBI's taxonomy places the organism in Eukaryota, Metazoa, Chordata, Actinopteri, Cypriniformes, Cyprinidae. Gene Ontology annotation, biological process: telomere maintenance; DNA repair. Gene Ontology annotation, molecular function: DNA helicase activity.